AUGACAGAACAAACACUAUCCGGAAAAGUCGCAAUCGUCAGCGGCUCUUGCUCCGGUAUAGGCGCCGCCAUCGUGCGAGAGUUAUCCUCUCGCGGCGCAAACACGGUGGUCAACUACCCAUUUCCCGAGCUUCAACCGGAAGCAAAUAAGGUCAUCGCAUCUCUACAGUCCCCAUCCAUCGCCGUAGAGGGCGACAUGUCCAAGAUAGAAGCUCCACAAAAGCUCGUUGACGCAGCGUUGACAAAGUGGAAUCGUAUUGACAUCGUCAUCAACUGCGUCGCCUUGGCCGUCAACAAGCCAUUGGAGGAACAAACUCUCGACGACUGGGAUCUGCUUGUGAACAUAAAUGGCCGCGGAACAUUCCUCUUGACAAAAGCCUGUCUACCACAUCUAACCAAAGGAAGCGGACGUAUUGUGAACAUUGCGAGUAUUUCAGCUCGAGGUCCUCCGCCGAAUCAGACUAUUUAUGCUGGCACGAAGGGUAUGGUGGAUUCCUUCACCAAGUGCUGGGCCAAGGAACUUCCUCCGAAAUACGGAUGCACUGUCAAUGCCGUGAGUCCUGGUCCGACUCUGACAGAAGGCUUCGCUGCUGCUGGCGAGGAGCAGAUGAAGAUCCUUCAGCCGAUUAUUGAUCAGACUCCUGUUGGGCCGAGGAUGGGACAGCCGGAGGAAAUUGCCUACGCGGUUGCAUUUCUGUGCGAGGAGCGGGCGCGGUGGGUGAAUGGGGCGCAUAUUAUUGCUUCUGGGGGGUUGUUUAUUGAUUGA
This is a messenger RNA of Penicillium maclennaniae, 765 nucleotides long. Its product is annotated as SDR family NAD(P)-dependent oxidoreductase. The coding region runs from base 1 to 765 and encodes 254 amino acids. The transcript is spliced from 2 exons. Lineage: Eukaryota; Fungi; Ascomycota; Eurotiomycetes; Eurotiales; Aspergillaceae. The record is from RefSeq and is a predicted model, not a curated record.